This is a messenger RNA of Oxyura jamaicensis (ruddy duck), 960 nucleotides long. Its product is annotated as olfactory receptor 14A16-like. Gene Ontology annotation, cellular component: membrane. The transcript has a single exon. Gene Ontology annotation, biological process: G protein-coupled receptor signaling pathway. Lineage: Eukaryota; Metazoa; Chordata; Aves; Anseriformes; Anatidae. The coding region runs from base 1 to 960 and encodes 319 amino acids. The record is from RefSeq and is a predicted model, not a curated record. Gene Ontology annotation, molecular function: G protein-coupled receptor activity; olfactory receptor activity.
AUGUCCAACAGCAGCUCCAUCACCGAGUUCCUCCUCCUGCCAUUUGCAGACACACGUGAGCUGCAGCUCCUGCACUUCGUGCUUUUUCUGGGCAUCUACCUGGCUGCCCUCCUGGGCAAUGGCCUCAUCCUCACCACUGUAGCCUAUGACCACAGCCUCCACACCCCCAUGUACUUCUUCCUUCUCAACCUUGCCCGCCUCGACAUGGGCUGCAUCUCCACCACUCUCCCCAAAGCCAUGGCCAAUUCCCUCUGGGACAUCAGGGCCAUUUCCUACUCAGGAUGUUCUGCACAGGUCUUUUUCUUCUUCUUUUUGUUUUCAGCAGAGUUUUGUCUUCUCACUGUCAUGUCCUACGACCGCUAUGUUGCCAUCUGCAAGCCCCUGCACUACGGGAGCCUCCUGGGCAGCAGAACUUGUUCUAAGAUGGCAGCAGCUGCCUGGGGCAGUGGGGUUCUCAAUGCUCUGCUGCACACUGCCAAUACAUUUUCAUUGCCACUGUGCGGUGGCAAUGCUGUGAACCUUUUCUUCUGUGAAAUCCCUCAGAUCCUCAAGCUCUCCUGCUCACACUCCUACCUCAGGGAAGUUUGGCUUCUUCUGUUUGGUUUCUGUUUAACAUCUGGCUGUUUUAUAUUCAUUGUGCUGUCCUACAUGCAGAUCUUCAGGGCUGUGUUGAGGAUGCCCUCUGAGCAGGGCCGGCACAAAGCCUUUUCCAUGUGCCUCCCUCACCUGGCUGUGGUCUCUCUGGUUAUUAGCACUGGCAUGUUUGCCUAUCUGAAGCCCCCUUCCAUCAUUUUCCCAUCCUUGGAUCUCGUGGUGGCAGUUCUUUAUUCAGUGGUUCCCCCAGCAGUGAAUCCCCUGAUCUACAGCAUCAGGAACCAGGAGCUCAAGGGUGCUCUUAGGAAAGUGAUUUCAAGGAUAUUUUUGAAUAGUGAAAAAUUUCCCUUCGUUCUCCACAAAUGA